GAAAGAAGCAUUCAUUUUCUGCCGUCGCGUUAGUUUCGCACAUACGGAGAGUGUGAGAAGAAAAUUAGAAUCUGCCUCACCAGGAACAAAGAAAAGUGCGAAAUUUAUCUUUUCCGAAUGCGGCGUAACGUAGUAGUGCGUUGUGUGCUGGUGCGAACAUAGAAUGAGUGCAUUAAUCUUCCGCUUGGGAUCGAAAUUGCCUUCCAGUUGAGAUGUAUAAAAAAUGAAUGAGGGCGAUACGGCGGGAGGGCAACGUGGUCGAAACCUGGCCCUUCCUGCUGGGAUUCAUCGAAAAACAUCAACUAAUAGUAAUACUGUCCAGCUAACUACUGGCACGCACGAUUCCACUAUACCAAUGUCUCGCUCGUUAAAUGAAGACCAACAGCAGCAACUGGAACAGUCUCAACAACAGCAUCAGCAGCAACAACAACAGCCGCACCACCACCAGCAGCGGGAGCAACAGCAGCAGGGUCAGCAAAUGCAGCCUGCCGGAACAUCGACGUCAUCGUCAUUGUCGUCACCUCGCAAAGGUUUACCGCAGCAAUCGUCGCCGACAUACCAGCCGUCUCCUAGCAGCAACGUAAAUAUCGCAACAGAUUCAUCUAGCGUACAUCAAUUGUCAUCGGCUCCUUCUCAUACCCUCCAGCAUCAGCAGCAGCAGCAGCAGCAACAACAGCAACAUAAAAACGUCAUUAGUGCUAGCGGCACGGCAGCUAACAGUAGUGCCAGUGGCAGUGUUGAGGCUAAUAAUGCUAACAUUACCAGUACGCCGGGUGGUGAACGAACAGGAAGUGGUUUGUCUGAAAGUGAGGGCGGAGGAAGAGGACGAGGAGGAGGAACCCUCGCCAGUGGUGACAGUGGUGGUGGUGUAGUGGUGUUACAAAGUACACAACACGAAAGUGCAAGUGUUGGUGGAAGUGAAGUUCCUGGCGACGAAAGUACGUUUGUUGUGGCGGAGAAGCGCAGAAUCGAGAGUACGGGUAGUGUAACAGAGGUGGGCGGUAGGGCUAGUGAGGGAACUGGUGGAACGAGUGGGGUGGGGAAACUGUACACUAAAACAAACACUGCAUCAUCCUUUGCGUCGGCUGCUGCUGGAGGCCCAGCGGUAUUGGCCGUUGGUGGCGUUGCAUCUGCAGCAGCUGCCGGUGGUUCUGCCACGGUCGUAUCGAAAAAGCGCAUCAAGCUUGAGUCGGAUCCAGAGCAUGACAUCAGCGUUCUAAAGAAACUAAUUCUGGAACACAAGUACAUGCGAUUACGCAGCAUCAAAGAGAGAUACAAUGAACAUGUAGCCGAACUGUUUUUUCUUCAAACCGGCGGCAAUAUGAUGGAAUAUCCUGUAUGGAGAAAGAAGCCACCAACGCCCGCAUUUACAAAUUUCAUACGCUCGUACAAGCUGGAACCAUUGUCUAGCAAUCUGGAAGAGGCCGGAGAAGCACUGAAGCAGCAGUCAACCCGUUCGCUCAGCGGCAUUUCUACUACGCCCGGUAGCAGCUGCAACAUCGUCGGUAGUGUAACACCGGCAGGUGGUAAUGGUAGUGGCGAUGAUACUGUGACUGGUUUACCACAGGGAGCGGAAAUCAAAAUACCCGGUGUGGGCGCAACACCGGUUGCCGUUUCGACCACCCUGCCUGCCGCCGUCGCGCAACUUAGUCAGCAAGGUGGUACGCCGAUUAUUCCCGACCGAAUUGGUAUUGGUCUUACAUCAGCAACUUCAACCAGUGAUAGAAAAAAACAAAUUUCCACAUCCGUUGGUGCGCAUAUUGUAAAGAGCGAAUUGCUUGAAGGCGGAAACACGUCACCGGCCCUUGCAUGUGGAACGAAUGGGCCGAACUUGUCAAGCAUUCGUGGAGGUGUUACCGUUUCCAGCAAUCGGACUAGCAGCACCGCCGGUAUUGGAGGAUCGUCAUCGAGGAGCCUUAAUACCAUCCAGCAGAACGGACCUGGGCUUGGUAACGGAAGCAGCAACAAUGCAACGUCUGGAACAUUGGCCGGUCAACAACUUGCGGCUGCCAACUCGAGCGGAAAUAGCAACGGAGCCGACCAAUACACCAACAAAGCCCGCCAGGAGGUGUUUGUUAUGCAGCGUGUACAGGAACUGCAAAAGGAAGGACUAUGGACGGAAAAACGCUUACCGAAGGUGCAAGAACCGGGACGACCGAAAGCACACUGGGACUAUCUGCUAGAGGAAAUGAUUUGGCUUGCGGCCGAUUUUGCCCAGGAACGGAAAUGGAAGAAAGCAUGUGCGCGCAAGUGUGCCCGAAUGGUACAGAAACACUUCCAGGACAAGGCGCUAGCAGCACAGCGGGCGGAAAAAGCACAGGAACUGCAACUGAAGCGAAUAGCAGCGUUCGUGGCGAAGGAAAUCAAAACGUUCUGGUCCAAUGCGGAAAAGUUGGUCGAGUACAAGCAGCAGACAAAGCUGGACGAGAAGCGGAAGAAAGCUCUCGACCAGCAACUCAGCUUCAUUGUCGAUCAGACGGAAAAAUACUCGCAGCAGCUGGUCGAGGGCAUGAACAAGACACCGAUGGGCACGCUAACCGCCGGUAGUAAAGCGGAAAGUUUAAAUUCGUCCCGCAUUUCAUCGCCGCUGCGCAGCGGGCUUACCGGUUCGGACGAUGAGUUUCGACCGGAGGCGGAAAGUUCGGACGACGACGAGGAAACGAUCGCGAAAGCUGAGGCGGCAGAGGCGGAGGACGGUACGAAAGAUGAGGUGGCCGCCCUGCAGAAAGAGUCCGAAAUGGAUUUGGACGAUUUUCUGAAGAACCUACCGAAAGAUUAUUUAGAAAAUCGUGAUAAAAUUGUGUUAUCCGAGCCGGACGAUGACGACGGUGACGAUGAAAGUGCUGGGAAAGAAGAUGAGGAAGCUGACAAAGACUUUAGUGCCGAUGAAGAUAGCACGGACUACGAAGAUACGAUCAAGGAGCAGGAAAAGGCGGAACGGAAUCAAGAUCAUAAGAAGGAAAUUGAUGAAUUGAAUGCUGAUAAUGAGAUGAGUAUCGAGGAACUAAUGGCAAAGUACAAACAUCUUCCUCCCGCGGGCGAACAGAUGGAUGUCGAUUCAGACGACGAUACGAUGGAAGAGGAGUCGACCAGGAAUCGGAAACGGCGAAGAACCCGAAGCCAGCCAAUGUCCGACUCGUCACCAUCGGAGGAUGAUGAUAAUAGCGAAGGGCUGACCGGGUCUGAUGACGACGAGGACGAUAUCAGUGAGGAAGAUUCGGACGAUAGUGAAGGAGCGAUGGAAGCGGAAGAGGAAACAUUCGGCUUGAAGAAUCUGCUAGACGAUGAGUCUGGUUCGGCGGCAGUGACGGCGUCGGGCUCGGGCGCAUCCGGCAAAAGUCAAAGCGAUAAAGACGAUAUGUUGAACGAUGCGGCAGCCAUCGCGGAAAGUAUUCAACCCAAGGGCAAUACACUUUCCUCGACCAGCGUUGUGACGCCGAUUCCCACCCUGUUGAAACAUUCGCUUCGUGAGUACCAGCACAUUGGGUUGGAUUGGCUCGUAACGAUGCACGAUCGCAAGCUGAACGGUAUUCUGGCAGACGAGAUGGGUUUGGGCAAAACGAUUCAAACGAUAUCGCUGCUAGCGCAUCUGGCAUGCGUGAAGGGCAACUGGGGUCCACAUCUGAUCAUCGUACCGUCCUCGGUGAUGCUGAACUGGGAGAUGGAGUUCAAAAAGUGGUGCCCGGGUUUUAAGAUACUAACGUAUUACGGUACGCCAAAGGAGCGGAAGCUGAAGCGAACCGGAUGGACAAAGGUGAACGCGUUCCACGUAUGCAUCACGUCGUACAAGCUGGUCAUACAGGAUCAUCAAAGCUUUCGGCGAAAAAAGUGGAAGUAUCUAAUAUUGGAUGAGGCGCAGAACAUCAAAAACUUCAAAUCUCAACGCUGGCAACUGCUUCUUAACUUUCAAACUGAACAACGAUUAUUACUCACCGGUACACCGCUGCAGAACAAUUUGAUGGAACUGUGGUCGCUGAUGCACUUUCUGAUGCCGCACGUAUUUCAAUCGCACCGCGAAUUCAAGGAAUGGUUCUCGAACCCGAUGACUGGCAUGAUUGAAGGCAACUCCGAGUACAAUGAGACGAUUAUCAAGCGCCUUCACAAGGUUCUACGACCGUUUCUGUUGCGGAGGUUAAAGUCGGAAGUGGAAAAGCAAAUGCCGAAAAAGUACGAACACGUAGUAAUGUGUAGAUUAUCCAAGCGGCAGCGUUUUCUCUACGAUGACUUUAUGAGUCGAGCAAAGACGAGAGAAACGUUAGCUUCCGGCAAUCUGCUGAGUGUGAUCAACGUUCUGAUGCAGCUAAGGAAAGUGUGUAACCAUCCGAACAUGUUCGAGGAACGACCGACGAUAUCACCGUUUCGCAUGGAGGGUAUAAGCAUAAAGACGGCCUCACUCGUUUACAACAUGUUCAACUACGAUCCGUUCACUCAAAUUGAUCUGUCUUCCUUAAAUUUAGUUUUAAUACAACUGGAAUUACUGCUGCCCGCGUAUGUAGCCCACCGGACGCAGCACCUUUGCAUGCCGAAACGAUUGAUCGAAGAAAUCGAUUCAACGCCCCUGCCACCGCCACGCUGUCCCACCGGGAAGCUACGAUUGCACGUCCGCAUACCGGACGUACGCGUGCAAGAAUCUGUCGGCAGUGGUAAUCGUGCCGGCAUCAGUGUCCGUACGGGAGUGCGCGUAGGUACCAGUCCAGCAAUGAAGACUGAAGGAACGAAAUUCGUUCCGCUUGUAAAUCAUGAAGCAUCCUUAGAUAAAAAAUCAUCACUCAUUGGUUCGGGAAUCAACACGCGCAUAAUGGACGUACGGAAGCGAGCGUCAUCGACGGUGGUAAUGAUGGUAGGUGGGACGUCAUCAGCAGCACUAGAUGGCAACAGUGUUGUAGGUGGAAUAAGCACCAGCAGAAGUAUGUCGCCCGGUUUAAUUUUGCGCAAACGUAGUGAUAUUGGUGGUGGUAGCGCCAGUCUCAUGUCGAUGGGCGGCGCACAGCAACAACAGAACCGUUUGAACGCGGGUCAAGUUGUGCAGAUCAUUCCUCAGGUAGCAUCCGGCGGAUUAGGUACGAACACGUCCCAAUCUUACAUCAUUACCGGACGGCUGCAACCAGCAGUAAGUGGCAAUAAUCAGACGAUAUUUCACCGGCCCGCUUCAUCGGUUUCGGCGGGUGGCAUCAGUAUGAUUCCGGCCCAACGAAUAGCAACGUUGCAAUCCAAGGGGGUACAGUUAAACACAACCACACCACCCCCCACGACAGCGAGCGUCGGAAGUCGAAUGGUGCAAAAUGUUGGUCAAAAAACGCAAAUCUCAUCCACGCUAGCCGCAACGAUUAUGAAGGAAUUAAAACAACAUUCUUUUUCCUCAAAAAUCAAUGAAAACGAUACGGGCAGAACGUCCGAGGCAGCAGAGAUGGAUGAACGGCAACGGACCGAGUUCUACUUGGCAUGCAUCGAAGAAUCGCGCAAAGAGCGCCGCAAAGAAGUGUUAGAGCUGCUAGGUCGCAUCAAUGCGAAGCGUUGCGAUGCCGCACCAAUCUACGGUAAAGAUCUGCGUGAAACGUUAUGCGCUUUGAUCGAGGAAGAGUUUUUACAGCGAUCUAAUGAGCUCAUUCCGUUCGGCGUUGCCGGUAUGUAUUAUACACGGCGGGCAACGAUGGUGCAUGGAGGAGGCGUUAGCAAUAGUGCGGCACUAGUCGCGAGCUGGAGUCUCUCCGAAGCGAUCAAAACGAUUGACGAUCGGGCGGAUGAACUGCGUGCGAUGAUCUCAAAUUUUGUCCUCUUUGUACCUGCUGUGUGUGCCCCAACGCCAUACCUGCAAGUGUCUCAUCCGCAUCCUUCUAAGCUAAAUGCCGAACAACAUUGGGAGGCAACAAUGGCAGAACAAAUCCAGCCAGCCAUCCAACUGUUGCAUCCGAUUAUAUCUGCCAUGAGUACACAGUUCCCGGAUCCCCGUUUAAUACAGUACGAUUGUGGAAAGCUGCAAACAUUGGAUCGAUUGCUGAAGAAGCUGAAAUCGGAAGGACAUCGUGUGCUAAUCUUUACGCAGAUGACUCGUAUGCUCGACGUGCUGGAAGCGUUUUUAAACUACCACGGACACAUAUAUUUGCGGCUGGAUGGUACGACAAAGGUGGAACAGCGGCAGGUACUGAUGGAGCGCUUCAACAACGAUAGGCGCAUGUUCGCUUUCAUCUUGUCCACCCGGUCCGGAGGCGUUGGCAUUAAUUUGACCGGCGCCGAUACUGUGAUAUUUUACGACUCUGACUGGAAUCCUACGAUGGACGCACAGGCACAGGAUCGUUGCCAUCGGAUUGGUCAGACGCGCGACGUGCACAUCUACCGGCUGGUGAGCGAAAAAACGAUCGAGGAAAACAUUUUGAAGAAAGCAAACCAGAAACGCAUUCUCGGCGAUUUAGCGAUCGAGGGCGGCAAUUUUACGACAGCUUACUUCAAGAGUUCGACCACCAUUCAGGAUUUGUUCACGGUCGAUAAUGCGGAGCAGGAUGCCUCGGCACGUCUGGCCGAGGUGUUGGAUCGUGACCGUGAACGGAAGGAUCGUUUAAAUGCGAACCUUGCGGCGCCUGCCGUACCGUUACCAUCGGCGGGCGAAGUUGAUAGCAACAAAUCGGCGAUAAAUGUGUUUGAAUCGGCGCUGGCUGCGGCAGAGGAUGACCAGGACGUGCAGGCGGCUAAAUUUGCCAAAGCCGAAGCGUCGGCCGAUUUGGACGAGUUCGAUGAGAACAUUCCGAUCGAUGAAGACAAACUGGCGGUGGUUGAUGCUGAUGGCAAGGAGCCGGAGUUGAGCAAAGCGGAAAAGGAAGUUCAGAAUCUAAUUAAACAGUUGAGUCCUGUCGAGCGCUACGCUAUGCGUUUUGUAGAGGACACCGAAGGUACCUGGACUGCGGUACAGUUGAAAGCGGUAGAGCAGGAGAUUGAACAGCAGAAACGCGACUGGGAGGCGAACCGUUUGGCGGAGCAGCGGCGCAACGAGGAAGCGGCACGGAAGCGCGAAGCCGAGGAACAUGCCGACCUGCUGACCUUCUCCCGGGAGGAUGCCAAAAAUCAGAUAUGGAUAUCGGAUAGCACGAUGGAGAAGAUGCCGAUGUGGUGUCCACCAACGCCGCCGCAAGAUGAUAACGAUCUGUACGUGGAUCAUUCGUUGACGUUUUUGUACGAUACAGCGGACAUCAUACCGGAAGGUGAUCUUCCGCCCGUGUACGUUAAGAAAGACUACAAACGUAGCCGUUCGGAGGCCGGGUUCUAUCCGGAUGGACGUCGACCGCCGAAGAUACGGCGCGAGGAUACGUACUACGCACCGCGCUCGCUGUUCGAUCGACCGACGCCACAGAUAGCAAAGCUGCGCAAGGAGUACAAGCUGCAAAGGUACAAGGGCAUCAUCAAACCGUUCCCACCGAUGCUGGCCAUCAAACCGACCACGAUUCCGAUGAAACCACCAGUCGAACCGGAAGGUGGAAUACCGGAAUGGACGGUGUACGAAGAUAUGGCAAUCCUGAACGUGAUACAGAACCUGCAGGGUUUGCCGCUGAAUCUGAUGCUCAUCUCACCCGGUCACGUGCCGAACUGGGAUCUGGUGGCGGACAUUGUGAAUCAAACUUCGCGCACCUAUCGGUUGCCGAAGCAGUGCCGCUAUCGGUACGAAUCGGUCAUAAUGCCGCGCGAGGAGGGCAAACUGCUCGAGAGUCCGAAAAAGCAGAAAAAGAACAAAAAUCCACAGAAACAGUCGCCCACGACGUCGUCCUCUUCGCCACCAUUAACCGCUGGCUCUUCGCCACCGAAACAGAUACGGUCCAUGCGUACCGGGCAGCUGUACACGAACGAUGCGAACGGUUCCUUCAUCAAGCUGAUGCGCCAGAAGUUCGAUAACAUACGGACGGCGUUUGGUAAAAAACCGGCGCUGGGUAAAUCAUCACUUUCCAACGCACUGCCGGUGGCAAUGAAGAAUCCGAAACAUGCGCUGGUGCUUGUUAAACAUGGCAUUAGCGCGUACGAUACACCACUGACACCGGUCGAAAUAGCUACGCGACGUGCUGAGCGAUUCCUGAAGGAAAAACACAAAUUGACCGUCGUUCAGGAGCAGCAGCAAACACAGCAACAGCAAGCACAGGCCCAACAGCAGCAACAGAAUGCACAGCAACAGGCUGCUGCCGGUAAUGCAGUCUCGCAGACCACAGUCGUAGCAGCGUCCGGUCAGCAACAGCAGCAAGUUGUAACAACUACCAUCGUAGGUGUGCAACCGAUCGCAACGAGUCAGCACCAGGCUGUGUCGCACGUACAAACCGUUGUACAGGCACAGCAACAACCCGCUCAGCAACCGUCUGCAGCAACGGUACAGGCCGUAGCAGUCGCAACACCCGCCCAGCAUCUACUUCAGCAGCAGCUACAAAUUCAAGCGCACGCCAUUUCCCAACAGCAAGCGACCGUGCAAGGUCAGCAAAUAACAACUAGCGCGACAGGGCAAGGGCUACAGCAAGCCACAAUCGUUGUGUGCGGCGUAACAACGAAUGCUACCCCGACCGUGGCUACCAUCGUGCAGGCGGGCCGUGCUGCCCAGCCAGUCGUUAACAUCUGUGCCAGUCCGGGCCAGCAGCAGCAACAGCAAACGCAACAGAUCGUUAAAGCAAUCGUUGCCAGCCCGGCAAGCCAGAACUUACUGUCGCAACAGCUGGCGCAGGUGGCCGCACAGCAGAGCAGCAACGCACAGCAGUCCGGCCAGCCGGGACAACCGCAGCAAAUGUCGGUCGUGUUAACCACACCCGUCACUACCAUGUCCGGUGUGAGUACGGUCCAGCUGCCCUCUCAGCCACAGAUCGUAUCGAUCCAUCAGCCGUCGCAAUCGUCACAGCAGCUGCUGCAGGCUGGCAGCGCAACCAUUACGCAAGCCUCACAAUCCUCCAUCGUGAGCCAGAUAGCUGGCCAAUCGAUACCGCAGGUCGUGUCGGUGGCACAGCUCGGUAGCGUGAUGACGACGGGUGCGGCCAGCAGUGCCACUAUACAGCCAACGCAAGUAACCACCCUAACAACUUCCGCCUUGCGCGCUCAGCGCAUUGUGACGCCAACGGGGACGGUGCAGGAGGUGGUACUGCACCAGCGCUCCGGUUCGCAGAGCCCAACCGUGGUCAGUGUGAGCAGUCUCGGUGGUGGAUUAACGCCGGCACAGCUACAAACCGCCCAGCUGCGUUUGUCUAUGGCGGGAGCACAGCAGGUGUCCGGCGUGGUCGCCAAAUCCAUCUCGGUCGGUACGGUAACGAGUGCGGGUAAGCCGGUAAACACGUCACAGUUUCAAUUCUAUCGGCCGCAACCGAUGCGACAGCAGCUUAAGGUAUUACAUCCGGGCACGGCAACACAGGUUGCAACGGCCGGUGGUGCAACGGCAACCGUACUGCAAACUGCUGCCGGUCAACCGACGAUCGUAAGCCCGGCCAUCAUUCAGGGCAACAUCAUCCAGACCGGUACCGUUGGGCAGACGGUACAGGUACAGCAGGCAACUGCUGCCGCUGGUUCGGCCGCCAGUGGUACCGCCGUGGUUCAGAAGGUAUCCGGCGUAACCACCGUAACGGGUGGCAGUGCCGUGACGCAGGUUGUAUCGGCUGCCGGUGGUACGAUUGUGUCACAGACACCGACAGCCGUGGCAACCGGUACCGGCAGCACGAUUGCAACUGUGCAGGUCGUUCCGGGACAGCCACCGCGGAUGCAGUACAUCAAGCAACUCGGUGGCACGAAACAUAUGAUCACACGUCCCGUAACGGAGAACGAGAUGCAACUAAUGGUGAAGCGUCAAAUCAUUAGCCAGCAGCAGCAGCAACAACAGCAGCAACAGCAACAACAACAGCAACAGCAGCACAACAAACAGAUUAUUCCGCAGGCGCAAAUCUUCGCACAGGCAAACCUGCAGGUACAGCAGGCUGGAACAUCCGGUGGGCAACAGAUAGCGACACUGGUGAAAACGUCCGGCGGUACCGUGGCCGCAACCGGCAUGACACUGUCCCACGUCAAACCGGGCCAGCUCAAAACGAUCGGCAACCAGAGCCAGGUUCGGCAGCUGCACAUACAGCAGCAGUUUUUGGCCCAGCAGCGUAAAGGUGGUGCGGGCAAGAUGGCACAAAUAACGCACGUCGCCGGCAAAGCGGUACAGCCGACGCAGCUGUUUCUGCAGGGUUCGAAAAAUAUCGCAUCCGGCACGACGAUGACGAUGCAGAAGGUGCAGCAUGUCAUACACCACGCGCAUCAAACCGGUGGACAGAUAGUGCUCGGUAAGACUGGUGUUAGCCGCAUGAUUCCAGUUUCCGUGUCACAGCAGCCCAAUCGGCAGGCGAUACAGGUGGUAUCAGCAACCUCCGCCGCGCAAGCAAUCGCUGCCGGCAAUAUAAGGAUGCAUGUACCGGGUCAGAAUAUCGGCACAAUUAAAAUGGCGGGAGCUACCACAUCCGCUCAGCAGCAGCAAGUAAUUCUCAAUGCGAUACAAAGCCAACAAUCGGCCCGUUCCAAUGCUAGUCCCGUGCGCCUGCAGACGACUCCCGGUGGAUCGCUAGUGGCCGUUACGGUUCAGCAGCCGCAACAGUUGCAGCAGCAACAACAACAACAGCAGCAACAAGUGGUUGCCACGGCCGUAACAUCAUCCACGAACGUAGCCCAAACGGUGGUAGGUACUGGUACCGAUCCUAACCAAUCUACCGUAACUGCUGCAGGAAGUGGUGUUGUCAGUGUUAGUAGCAACGCUGCCGGAACCGGCAACGGUCCAGUUCAAUCCCAGCCUGGCACAGGCGCGCAAAGUUCCGCACAGGUUAGUGCCGCCGCACAGCAGGUACUGACACUGCAACAGCAAAAUACUUCGCAGCAACACAUAACCACGACCAGCACAGGAAUUGUGCAGGCAGUAGCGGCUUCUGUCGAUGGUGGUACUACUACCGUGUCUACCACCGUCGGUGCGUCUACACCAGGGUCUGGUUCUGCAUCUUCCACCGGCACCACACAGGUGUCGUCCGCUGUAGUAGUGGCAAGUUCGACCGCUACUGCUAGUGGUCCGAAUAGUAGCGGUGUUGCCACAAACGCUACACAGUCCGGACAACAAUCGCCACAAGUGAGUAUGAUAAAAAAGAAGCAAUCACCGAAUGUUGCGAAGUAAGCAAACGUGUAGGAAAGGCGUAAAGAAAAGCUAAAUUGCUACAUAAUUAAUGUUAUGGUAGGUAUGGUUAGGAGAAAAUAAAAAGUUUGUGAGAUUA
Molecule: messenger RNA, 11234 nt
Organism: Anopheles funestus (African malaria mosquito)
Lineage: Eukaryota; Metazoa; Arthropoda; Insecta; Diptera; Culicidae
Gene: dom
Product: helicase domino
Exons: 16
Coding region: 224-11137 (3637 amino acids)
Cellular component (GO): Swr1 complex
Molecular function (GO): ATP hydrolysis activity; ATP binding; histone binding
Source: RefSeq, a predicted model, not a curated record